Messenger RNA from Brenthis ino (lesser marbled fritillary), 1647 nucleotides. Lineage: Eukaryota; Metazoa; Arthropoda; Insecta; Lepidoptera; Nymphalidae. The record is from the annotation of a GenBank genome assembly.
AUGGUCCAAGAGAGUGAAAGCGGUCCAGAGUAUAGCAACAUGAAUUCGGCAGUCAGCACAGAGUCUAUGGAUAUGGCUGAAGAGGACAUGUCCCAAGUGGACGGGUGCGGGUUGAGCGGCGGGUCGGAGGACGAGGACGAGUGCGCGUCCUCGCCCGCCGGCUCCGCGUACGAGGAUGGCGCUGACGUCAUCAAGAGCGCCAUGAGCGAUGAGGUCACGAAACAGCUGGCUGCUGCGGGUCCCGUAGGCAUGGCCGCGGCCGCCGCGAUUGCCUCCUCCAAGAAGCGCAAGCGACCGCACUCCUUUGAGACCAACCCGUCGGUUAGAAAGAGACACCAGAACAGACUGCUUCGAAAGCUUAGACAAACCAUCGAGGAGUUCGCGACGCGCGUGGGGCAGCAGGCGGUGGUGCUGGUGGCGACGCCGGGCAAGCCUAACACCUCGUACCGCGUGUUCGGCGCCAAGCCGCUCGAGGACGUCGUGCGCAACCUGCGCUGCAUGAUCAUGGAGGAGCUCGAGAACGCGCUCGCGCAGCAGUUCGGGCUGGGCGGGUGCCCGCAGGCGCCGCCGCCGCCGCCGGACGACCCGCUGCUGUUCGAGCUGCCGCCGCUCAUCAUCGACGGCAUCCCCACGCCCGUCGAGAAGAUGACGCAGGCGCAGCUGCGCGCCUUCAUACCGCUCAUGCUCAAGUACUCCAUGGUGCGCGGCAAGCCGGGCUGGGGGCGCGAGUCCACGCGGCCGCCGUGGUGGCCCAAGGACCUGCCGUGGGCCAACGUGCGCAUGGACGCGCGCUCCGAGGACGAGAAGCAGAAGAUGUCGUGGACGCACGCGCUGCGGCAGAUCGUGAUCAACUGCUACAAGUACCACGGGCGCGAGGACCUGCUGCCCGCCUUCACCGAGGAGGACGAGGAGAAGGCGGCCGCGGCGCAGCGCAUCGACCUGGCCUCGUGCAUGCCGGGCGCCAGUUCGAACUCUGGCGGCGGUGGGAGCGGGUCAACGAACUCUCGCUCGCAGCCGCCCGCCGUACUCUCCUCGCCUCAAGUCUGCAUCGACCAAAUGACACUGACCGAUGUUGAUAUGUCGCAGUACGCGCCGGCGGUGCUGCAGACCAUCACCAACCCGGACGGCACCGUGUCGCUCAUACAGGUGGACCCCAACAGCCCCAUCAUCACGCUGCCCGACGGCACCACCGCGCAAGUUUGCGUGAUGCAGAUCCACGGCGGCGGCGAGGGCGGCGGCGUGGGCGUGGUGCAGGCGCUGGACGGCGACGGCGCCGUGGCCGUGGACCUCAACGCCGUGGCCGAGGCCACGCUCAACCACGACGGACAGAUCAUACUCACCGGGGAGGACGGACACGGCUACCCGGUGUCGGUGUCGGGCGUGAUCACGGUGCCCGUGUCCGCUUCCGUGUACCAGAGCAUGGUGGCCUCCAUGCAGCAGCAGGACGGCGUGUGCGUCGCGCCGCUCGUGCAGGUGGAGCAGAACGGCGAGGGGCUGGAGACCAUCUCGAUGGGCGGCGGCGUGGCGCAGGUGAUGCUGCAGGGCGGCGACGCGCAGGUGCUGCAGGUGCUCAGCCUCAAGGAUGCCACCGUGCUCACCAAGGCCAUGCAAGUGAAGUCCGAGCGUGACGCGGUCGCAGCGGAUUCC